Gamsiella multidivaricata is the source of this 825-nucleotide messenger RNA. Its product is annotated as acyl-CoA N-acyltransferase. The transcript has a single exon. Gene Ontology annotation, molecular function: N-acetyltransferase activity. Bases 128 to 679 code for a protein of 183 amino acids. Gene Ontology annotation, biological process: protein acetylation. The record is from RefSeq and is a predicted model, not a curated record. NCBI's taxonomy places the organism in Eukaryota, Fungi, Mortierellomycota, Mortierellomycetes, Mortierellales, Mortierellaceae.
CGCCAUUUGUCAGGGGCAUGAAGAGAAAGCUCCUACUAUAAAAAAAAUAUCAACCCAGCUCUUCCUUCUUCUUCUUCCCCACACUUCCACGUUAACAACAACCGCAGUUCAAUCAGAAAAUAAAAAGAUGCCGCCAUCUCAAGUGAUAGUUCGUCCGGCAACGCCCUCCGACGUCGGUUCCAUCCUCUCGCUCAUCCACGAACUCGCCAAGUACGAGCGAGAGCCCGCAUCGACCGUCGAGGCCACGGAGGAGUCGCUACUCAACACCCUUCGAUUCACCCCUCUGCAUCCAACCUCACAGAACUUGGCUUCCUGUCUCUUGGCCUUCGUGCCCUCGAGCACCGAGCCCGUGGGCCUUGCUCUUUACUUCACUAACUACUCGACCUGGCGCGGGCGCGGUGGAAUUUAUCUUGAGGAUCUAUUUGUGAAGGAAUCGGCCCGUGGUCAGCGCAUCGGCAAAAGACUGUUGGGAGAGCUAGCGAGGGAGGUCGAGUUAAUGAAAGGCGGACGAUUGGAGUGGUCGGUUUUGAAAUGGAACGAGCCCAGUAUUCAGUUCUACAAGUCCUUGGGAGCGGUUGCAAUGGACGAGUGGCAGACCAUGAGAGUCGAUGGCGAGGCCCUGACGAAGCUGGCUAAGGACAGCGAGGGCAUCAAGGGGAGGAGCACCACCCUGAUCUGAAGUGCGAUCGUUGACACAUUGGGACCCCAGACUCGAUGUACUCAUUACAUAGACUAGCCAGCGUUUUGCAGGCACUAAAAGAACCCUUUUCGUUUCGGACACUCAGGUAGAUAAGAGAUGGACAUUGCAUUAGUCAUAAAUUGUCA